AUGGCCACCACGGUGACCUGCACCCGCUUCACCGACGAGUACCAGCUUUACGAGGAUAUUGGCAAGGGGGCUUUCUCUGUGGUCCGACGCUGCGUCAAGCUCUGCACCGGCCAUGAGUAUGCAGCCAAGAUCAUCAACACCAAGAAGCUGUCAGCCAGAGAUCACCAGAAGCUGGAGAGAGAGGCUCGGAUCUGCCGCCUGCUGAAGCAUUCCAACAUUGUGCGUCUCCAUGACAGCAUCUCCGAGGAGGGUUUCCACUACCUGGUCUUCGAUCUGGUCACUGGUGGGGAGCUCUUUGAAGACAUUGUGGCAAGAGAGUACUACAGUGAGGCUGAUGCCAGUCACUGCAUCCAGCAGAUCCUGGAGGCCGUUCUCCAUUGUCACCAAAUGGGGGUUGUCCACAGAGACCUCAAGCCUGAGAACCUGCUCCUGGCCAGCAAGUGCAAGGGGGCUGCAGUGAAGUUGGCGGACUUCGGCCUGGCCAUCGAGGUGCAGGGGGACCAGCAGGCAUGGUUUGGUUUUGCUGGCACACCGGGUUACCUGUCCCCUGAGGUCCUUCGGAAGGAGGCAUAUGGCAAGCCUGUGGACAUCUGGGCGUGUGGAGUGAUCCUGUAUAUCCUGCUGGUGGGCUACCCGCCUUUCUGGGAUGAGGACCAGCAUAAGCUGUACCAGCAGAUCAAGGCUGGGGCCUAUGACUUCCCAUCCCCUGAGUGGGACACUGUCACUCCUGAAGCCAAAAACCUCAUCAACCAGAUGUUGACAAUUAACCCUGCCAAGCGCAUCACAGCCCAUGAAGCCCUGAAGCAUCCAUGGGUCUGUCAACGUUCCACAGUGGCCUCCAUGAUGCACAGACAGGAGACCGUGGAGUGUUUGAAGAAGUUCAAUGCCAGGAGGAAGCUCAAGGGGGCCAUCCUCACCACCAUGCUGGCCACAAGGAAUUUCUCAGUGGGCAGACAGACCACCGCUCCGGCCACAAUGUCCACCGCGGCCUCCGGCACCACCAUGGGGCUGGUGGAACAAGCCAAGAGUUUACUCAACAAGAAGGCAGAUGGAGUCAAGCCCCAGACAAACAGCACCAAAAACAGUUCGGCCAUCACCAGCCCCAAAGGGACCCUCCCUCCUGCUGCCCUGGAGCCUCAAACCACCGUUAUCCAUAACCCAGUGGACGGGAUUAAGGAAUCUUCUGACAGCACCAACACAACCAUAGAGGAUGAAGAUGCUAAAGGCCCCAGGGUCACUGAUGUCCUAAGCUCGGUGAGGAGAGGCUCGGGAGCCCCAGAAGCUGAGGGGCCCCUGCCCUGCCCAUCUUCAACUCCUAUUAGCCCCCUGCCAGCCCCAUCCCCCAGGAUCUCUGACAUCCUGAACUCGGUGAGAAGGGGCUCAGGAACCCCAGAAGCCGAGGGGCCCCUAUCAGCAGGGCCUUCACCCUGCCUGUCUCCGGGUCUCCUAGGCCCCCUGCCCACCCCGUCCCCCAGGAUCUCUGACAUCCUCAACUCGGUGAGGAGGGGCUCAGGUACCCCAGAAGCUGAGGGCUCCCUGCCAGUGGGCCCCCCACCUUGCCCAUCUCCGACUCUCCCUGGCCCCCUGCCCACCCCGUCCCGGAAGCAGGAGAUUAUCAAAACCACAGAGCAGCUCAUUGAGGCCGUCAACAAUGGUGACUUUGAAGCCUAUGCGAAAAUCUGUGACCCAGGCCUGACCUCAUUUGAGCCUGAAGCUCUAGGCAACCUGGUCGAAGGGAUGGACUUCCACAGAUUCUACUUUGAGAACCUGCUGGCCAAGAACAGCAAGCCGAUUCACACGACCAUCCUGAACCCACAUGUGCACGUCAUUGGUGAGGACGCAGCCUGCAUCGCCUACAUCCGCCUCACACAGUACAUCGACGGGCAGGGCCGGCCCCGUACCAGCCAGUCCGAAGAGACACGUGUGUGGCACCGCCGUGAUGGCAAGUGGCAGAAUGUGCACUUCCACUGCUCGGGAGCACCUGUGGCCCCACUGCAGUGAGAGCUGCGCCUGUUUCACCGGACAGAGUUGGUGUUUGGAGCCCGGCCGCCCUUGGGCGCACGGCCUGCCUGUCGCAUGUUUGUGUCUGCCUCGCCCCCUCCCCUGGUGCCUGUGUCUGCAGAAAACAAGACCAGACGUGAUUUGUUUUUAAAAAUAAGAUGACGACAACGACAACCACUCAAAAAAAUUUGACAUCGGAUGAAAUGGGAAAAGGAAAGAAAAAAAAAAAAAAACUAAAGAAAGGAAAAGCUGUAAAAAUCUGGCAUUUGUGGGGUCGCUCCCCACCCAAGCUCCACGUGUGUCCGUUUCGCUCCUGGCCUUGGGGAGCCCUUGGGGCAUGAACAUACCCACGAGGCCCCCACGCGUGCUGAACGGUGUUAGUCUGUAGGUAUCGCACUCACCCCACACCUCAGGCAUCUGCAUCCUCCCGCCAACGCAUGGGCCCUGUGUGUGCUGCCUGGCUGUUGUGGUGUCAGGUGUCUUGGGGAGGGUUGUGGGGCCACUGGGCUGCCUCCUUUCCCGCUAGUCGUGCCUGAGAGUUGCUGCUGUUCCUGCUUUCCCUUCCCUUCCCUCAUCCCUGUGAAGGGCUGGGUGUGGGCUUCCUCAAGUCACUAUCCAGCAUGGAUAGCCCCUCGCCCCUUGAGCGUGCAAGAGACCACCGCCCCCAAGGCUACCAGAGAAGCUUCAAGGGCCCUGGGCUCCAGCUCUGGUCCUUUGAGGAGUGAGGUGUGGAAGGGUAAAAUUUGCCUCCAGGCCUUGUGCCUGGCAAGAGGACACUUUGGCUGCAGCUCUGAUCUGUCCAGCUGUGGAGAGGGGAAUCAGCCAAAGGCUGGCCUCCCUGUUGUUUGGAGCACCUGUCCCUUCCCUGCUGGCCAGCAGCAGAACAACAAUGGCCCUCCCUCAGCCUGGGCAGCUGGGAGCAGACCUUACCAAGGACUGUGGGUCUGGAAUCCCUGAUGGACAAUGGAUGCUGGGAGCAGGCCAGGCUGCAUCUGCAGAGAUGGGGAACUGCGGGGCUCAGGGCUGGGUUGAAUGACACAGCAAGUUUGAAAGAGGGGUAAGAAGGUGCUGGGCUUCUGCCUGGGCAGGGAUCUGAGUAGUUGUUUGCUGACGUAGAAGUACUUUCAUUACCUGGGCCUGGAGCAGAAGUCUCUGUGGGAGCCGUCCAGGAGCACGUGGAAGGCCAAGGGUGGUGGUGGGCCAGGGAUGCAGCCUAAAGAGGUUAGGCUGGGGGCAAGAUGUAUGGGUGUGGGGCUAGACACUGAUGGGUGGAGGGAGGAUCCCUAGGGACAAUGUGCUGCCUCCAGGGGCCGGUGGUGCUCCCAGGUAUAGUUGCCUGGGCUCACUGUGAGGUGGUCCCGGCCCCUUAUGAUGGUGGGCGCCACGGCAAGGCUAAAGACAGAGUCCCAGGGCAGUUGGGCCAGGGAAGGUGGGUCUGAAGCCAGAUUGGUAGGAGUGGGUAGGAGCCUUGAGUGCAGAGGUGCAAGAGCCUCCACCCCAAUGCUGCCCACCUUCAAUUCACGUCAUUUUUCAACAAGGAUUUUCUUUAUCUUCCCCCACAAAUCAAGUCAAGGGAGGGGCACAGAGUGGGGGACAGGACACAGGAUCCUAAACUCCAAGGGGACUGCCCACCCAUGGACACUCAGUGGACACCACCUUUCGUCCAUACUGUGCCCAGGACAGCUGUCCUCAUCCAUGGACACAGGGUAAACAUCUGCCAGGCUCCGCGCGAGUGGCUCAGGCCACAGGACAGCGGCAGGGCUUGCCAUGGACAGCGUGCAGCCCCGCGGCCGGCCACCCUGGCGUCCUGGGGCCUCCUCCCCAUUUCUCCCACUCACCUUGUUAUCUCCACGGAGCUGCCUGUCUGGGAUAAUUUGGGGAUUUUUUUUUUCUGGGGGAUAAUUCUUUUGCAUGACCCUCUCUAAAGAGCAGGACACACCUGCUCUGCUAGCUAGGUGUUUGCGGGUGGUGGCGUUGGCCGCUGGCCAGUGCUGCAGGGAGUCACUGCCUGCAGUGCUGGCGGCCCCUUCCUCUUCUCUCUUUUUGCUGAGUUUCAUUGUCUUUUCUUUCUGAGCCUUGUAGGUGUACAAAA
Messenger RNA from Marmota flaviventris (yellow-bellied marmot), 4093 nucleotides. Lineage: Eukaryota; Metazoa; Chordata; Mammalia; Rodentia; Sciuridae. The record is from RefSeq and is a predicted model, not a curated record.